Molecule: messenger RNA, 2125 nt
Organism: Heterobilharzia americana
Lineage: Eukaryota; Metazoa; Platyhelminthes; Trematoda; Strigeidida; Schistosomatidae
Source: the annotation of a GenBank genome assembly
UAGUGACGUAAAUAACAUCUAAGGUUACAAGAAACAGGUUUUUGACCUUUAUGUUCUUUCACCGAGUAUUAUAUCAAGGAAAGUUUUAUAAGAGAUUGAAUCUUGUACAAGUUCAGUCAUUUCUGUUCUAUUCAACAUCCAUUUCUUCGCUGGAUACAGUUUCUGUACAUAAUGAAAAUGGCCUGCCGAGAAUUAUUGUUCCGUUACCUUCCAGACGUGAAGCGUGCUCUUUUACUCUCAAGCCUCUACAACAUACAGUUGGAGAUUUAUCAAAUUUUAUAAAAUGUGAAGACAGUGGUGUGGAUCGAAUAGUAUUUUUUAGUGAAGAUGGAACCAGGAUCGCAAAGUCCAACUCAGUCGCAGACCUACUUGCCUCUAAUUUUCAACUUAUUAUCAAUGAUGAGAAAUAUCAUGUGGAUACAUCAUCAUUAUCUUCUCAGUAUAGCUCUGUUCCACAGGAUUUGGCUGACGCUCGACAACUGGUCACAAAACUUGCCAGUGUCUUUCAUAUCGAUGAAUUUUACGCCCAAAAACAACAACAACUUGAGAAAUGUAUCGAAGACGUACACUUACAAUUAGAACCAUUUGAACAGAAAAAAUCUGUUAUUGCUGCACAAGCUGCUCAACGAACUCGUAGACUUACUUGGCUUGGGUUAGGAGCUAUGGGAAUACAAUUCGGAUUGUUGGCCAGAUUAACGUGGUGGGAAUAUUCAUGGGAUAUUAUGGAGCCAGUUACUUAUUUUGUUGGCUACGGAACAAGUAUGGCUAUGUAUGCUUACUAUGUUGUCACAAGACAGGAUUAUACACUUCCUCAAGUAUUUGAUCGUGAGUACCUGAAAAGCUUUUACAAAUCAGCUGAUAAAACAUCUUUCGACGUUGAGCGUUACAACGAAUUACGUGAUCAACUGGCCCAACUAAAGUCGGAGUUACGUCGUCUUAAAGACCCACUUCUACAUAAGUUACCGUUACAACAGACUGAAUACAUGAUACCCGAACAAGUGGAAGAGAUUCUCAAUCAGAAUAAACCAUUAACGCCGAAAUAGCUGCAGUAAAUGAAAAUAAGAACAAUUAUAACAAUGACUGUAACAACCAUAAAGGUUUUAUUUAAUUUAUCCCACUGGAUGUUUUAGGUUGUUUCUUGUUCGUCAUACACAUCAAUCGAUCUCUCAUGCUUUUGGUUACACUUAGUAUUUUUUUAUUACUAGGUUUUCAGUAAUUUCCAACUAAGAUUCCUCUUGCUUGAAGGUUUUAUCAUCUCAUUUCUUCUCCAUUCAAAAUCUCUUUUAUUUGGUCAGAUUCUCUUCUUUUGUAUUUUAUUCUAGUAUAAACAAAAGGAGACCAUAUGUUUUUUUGUUAUCUAACUCAUUUUAUACUGCUUUGUCGCUCUGUUUCUCUCCCUUUCCAUUUUAUUCUACCUCCUUUCUGUCUGCAAACGUUUUUCUUGGCAAGCGAAAUUAUGCGCGCUAUCAUAAUCAGGACUACCAAGAAAUUAAUUGAUGCACAGUCCAUGAAAAAUGUAAUAUAAGUUGUGAAUAUCCUUUAACAGCUUGUUAAUGCAACGAGUCAUUUAUAUUACCAAGUAAUAAAACACCGCUAUUCACACACAUACUUUUUGUUUUACAUUCACUGUUUAGAAAGCUGUUAUAUAUGCUCAGGGAUUGACUUUACUAAUUCUCUUAAAAGUUUGGCGUCUUAAACAAAUUAGUGUCUACUGUGCUAUAUUUUUUUGUGGUUGGAUUCAGUUAGUUGUACCUUCUGAAUAUAUAUACGAAAGUCACUGUGAUAAGGUGCACCGAAGAUAUUAGUUGAGCGUUCAUCACCUAGUUCUUCAGUUGGCAUCAACUCUGAUUGCUGUUAUACACUGCUUGGAGACUGUAUCAGCAAAACCAAUCUGAAAAUAUAUUACUAAAGGCAUUCAAGAUUAACAUGUAGCUCUGCACACAACUGAAAUAAUCCAGAUUACUUUUACCUUUUUUGCAUCAAAUAACUAAACUGAAGCUUUACUGUUCACUUGAAAUGAUUGACUACAAAAGUAUAACUUUUCAUUUCGUGACAAUGCUAAGUGUUACAACACUAGUAUCUCAGCUCUUUUUAAGUGAAAUUUACUUAUUUCUGUAAAUCUGUG